CCCGAGCGGCGGUGGGCGCCUGCGGCCGCCGGACAGGUGUGGGGUGCGGGGCCGCCUUCCCGUCCGACUGCCCUCUCCUCGUCCGACCUUUCUUUCAGUCGUGUCUCUGCGCCUCUCCCGUGUGCCGUCCACAUGGCAGCCAUCUACUCUGGGAUUUACCUGAAGCUGAAAAGCGCCAAGACUUCCUGGGAAGACAAACUCAAACUAGCCCGUUUUGCGUGGAUUUCUCACCAGUGUGUGCUUCCUAAUAAGGAGCAAGUAUUACUUGAUUGGGUGAGCCAUGCAUUAGUUUCAUACUACAAUAAGAAACCUGAACUAGAGGAUGAAGUUGUUGAGAAGCUCUGGGCCUAUCUAGACAGCGUUAUCCAUAGUAAAAGACUACAGAAUCUCUUAAAGAGCGGGAAGACAAUAGGUCUCAGUUUCUCAAUUGCCCAGGUCAUAAACGAAAGGUUGUCAGAAGCCUGUUCUCAAAAAACACAGCAAAACAUUGGCACGGUGCUGAGUUGCUCCAGUGGCAUCCUUUCUACUCCUUCACUCUCCAUCAUUUACACAGCAAAGUGUGAGCUCUUGGUUGAUCUCCUCAGCAAGCUGUCCAAGCUGGCAUGUCAGCAGCUGGCUUCUGACAAUGCUGUGGGCUCCCAGUUGUUCAGUGUCCUCCAGCUUACCUUUGCUCAGUACCUCCUGAUCCAGAGGCAGCAAACAAACCCAAAUCGUGUGUUUGGGCAAGUGUCAAGUCACUUGCUCCAGCCAUGUCUGCUCCUGAGGCACUUGCUGACCGUGAGGAGCUGGACACAAGCAGAUAACAGCCACGUGCGUCAGCACCUGAGCAGGGAAAUCCGAAACCAAGUAGAAACUUUGCUGCAGGCUGGGUUAUUCCCACCUGAGCUUUUCUCAUCCUACAAAGAGGAGCUGCUGCCAGAACAGGAACUCCAGGAGAAGAAGAAAGGAGCUCUGAAGAGUCUUUUGCUACCAGUCAAGACAGUGCAGACCAAGCUGGGCAGUGGCUUUUGUGAACCUGCCCUCCAUGGAGCUGUCGUGGCUGGUUCGGUGUCCCUGCUGUAUAAGCUCUUUCUGGAUGCAUACUGUAAGGCAGAAAAUCACCUUGUGUGUUUCCACAUGCUCAGCAGGCUUUUUGGCUGUCUCAGGCUCUCUGGCCUACAGCAGGGCAUGAGGGAGGACACGCUCUUCCCUAUGGACUGGAGCGUGGAGCUGCUUGCUUUGGAGCAGCUUCUGAAUUUGGUGCUUAGCAGUGAUAUCUAUAAUGUUGCCAGUGACCGUAUCCGGCACAAGGAGGUACAGUUUGGGUUUUACCGCAAGCUUGCCCAGAUGUUGCUUGGACACUCUCAAGCUUCCAUCCCUGCGUGGUUCAGAUGUCUUAAACUCUUGAUGUCGUUAAACCACCUUAUAGUAGAACCAGACCUAGAUGACUUAGUGGCCUCAACUUGGGUUGAUGCCAAGGCCUCUGAGCCACGUACGAAGAAGCCCCAGGAGGCCCUCAUCAGCACCGUGUUUCAGACUUACUCCAAGUUGCGACAGUUCCCACGGCUCUUUGAGGAGGUGCUGACAGUCCUUUGCCGGCCAGCUGCUGAUGAACUAAGGCUGCCCAUCUUCUCUGUGGGCCUGACAGUAAAGCUUCGUGAGUGCCUCCUUGAACUGCCACCCAACCAGAUUCUGGACAUUUUGUGUCUCUUUGUGGAGAAAUGCCAGACCUUUAUCAUUCCCGCUCUUGAGGGGUCAGCUGACACAGCUUUGAAGCUGCUGUCAGUGAGCUCGGUGCUGCACGCUUUUCUGUUCAACAUGAGGAGCUUAGAUGAUGUCACUCCUUCCCCUGUGGUCCUUCGCACUCAGAGUCUGCUAGCAAAGAUGCAGAAGGGAAUAAUUCAGCCGCUGAUGGAGCUGCUGCAAGCUCCUAGAAGAAAAGAGAAAUCAGACCUUUGGCUAAGAAAGGCCAGUGACUCUGCUCUCCUCCUUGUUUACACUUGGGUUGAAGUAGACACUUUGUUUGGUGUUAGCUGCAGUAAAUACGUGUCUCCAACAGCUGAAAUGGCUGGUGCUGUUACUGAACUGGCUGCAAGGCACUGGGGCAUUUCAGCUUUCCUCCCUGGUGUGGAUGAGCAGUGUUGGGAGAGAGUCAUGGAACUUGCAAAUAGUUUUGCCUCCACUAGUAAAUACUGCUUAGAGCUGCUCACACUUCAGAAAAUGAAGAUGAUCUUAAUGCAGACCAAAGCUGACCUACAGGCCUUGCAGCAUGCUGCAGCUUUUAUCCUGGAGUCUGGGAGGUCCAGCAUGAGCAGGGGAGAAUCUGAACCAUGGGAUGAAGAUAUCAGCACAAUAUGUGAUCUUACUUACCCCACGGCACACUGGCACCUUGUCAUCUCCAACCUAACCAUCCUGUUGCCAUAUAUUUCCCUGGAAGAUGUAGAGUACAUUGCAAAUGUGCUUCUAGAGACAUUAGUACUGGCCAAAGCUCAGGAAGCUGCCACAGACCAGGAGUCUGGCAUCAGCAUUGGAAAUGUAUCUCUUGGUUUGAUGCAUAGCACCUUUCUCCCAGAAAUGAAGGUCCUGCACUGUGCUUUUCUGACCAGUCUUAUUCGUCAGUUUGCUGGAGUGCUGCCUGCUGCUGCCAGGGAUUCAGCUGAUCUGCCACUUCAGCAGCUGUCUGCAGGUAGUAUCCCUUGGCAUGAAGAAAUCCUGGCUCCUUUCAGAGCUGUUGACCUGUUGGAAGCACCGUCAGAAAACAAACUGCUGAAGGAUGAGCUCAGCUUGCCAUGGAAAACACUGCAGAAAGUUGCCCAGUGUAUAUUAUUGUUAGCACAAAAUGGCUGCCCUGUCAUCCUGAAAGACAGUCAGCUAGAAAACUGCUUGGGUUUGCUAGAAAUUGCUUCUCUUCUGAAACUAGACAGUCUUCUUCCCUCUGACUGUACCCGGUGUUUUCUGGUGCUGCUGUCCCUGCUAGCCAAUACCAAGGCGAGUGUCUCUUGCAGCAAGCAGUUACUGAUAAAGUUUUUAAGUACCUGCUUUCACCUCCUGAGGUGCCUGCAAGCUGGCAGGAAUGCCAGCUCUGUUUUUAAGGUGUUUCAUGCCAGCGAUGUUCUUGAGAUUGUCAUGACCUCACAGUUUAGAGCUAGCAAAUUCUUCACUGAUGUCUUGACUGUUCCCGUUUGGGCACAGUAUCUCCAGGAAGUCCAAACCUUUUUGGAAAACUUUCUUCAGAUGAUUAUUGAAAGAAGGCAAAGUGUGAGGCUCAACUUGGAAAAGUUCAUGUCUUUCCUGGUGAGCUGCAAGCCGGACAUUGGUGCAGCCAAAAGCAAAGGUGGAAAGAACUGGAAUCCCGCAGCUGGGCAGUUACUGCUCAUGGCAUUCACCACACUGUGUCACGUUGUCACGCUCUACCUUCAGCAGCUGCCAGAAAAGAAGCUGCAGUCCACGGAUGUGCUGUCUGCUCUGUUGGAGCCAGUAGUUCUGCAGAUGGUCAGAACUGUCGAACACGGUCUUCAGAGUAACAGCCCAAACCAGCCUUUGCCUGUAGCAUUCAUACCAUCUGUCACUACUCUUCUCAAAGCAGAUCUGAGCCAUGCUGUCAGGAAGGGCUGGCAGAAGGAGCCCAGUGGGUUUUUGGAGCAACCCCGUAUUAAACUGUACCAAAAAUUUUACUCUCAGAUACUGAGAGAGCUGCCCUGUGCAGGAAGUAAUCUGCAGUUCCUUCAGUCUGCGUUGCAGUUCCUAACAGUCUUCUGCUCCGUGCCAGAGCUGUAUCCUGGAAAAGAAACUUCAAUCAUGGUUGUUUUUGCUAUAAAAAAGCUUCUCACUGGUCCUGCAAUCACCACCCAGGUGAUCCACAGCAUGGAGGGGAUGCUGACAGAGGUGCUUGUCCAGCUGCUGGGAAACUGCUCUGCCGAGGAGUUUUAUACCAUUAUGAGGAUGGUGCUGCAGGGACUUGAAAUGAGGAACGUUUGGGAACAGAAGGCUAAAGAAGUAUUGUCAGCUGUUACACUAACCAAAUUGUUGCUCAGCUGCCCAUUAAGUGGAGACAAAGAGAAAGCUUUCUGGUUUGCCAGCCCACAGAUAAUCACAGCUUUAGCUAUGCAAACCAAAGAGGCCUGUCAGGACCAGUCACUGAUUUCCACAAUAGUUGUACCUAUUUUAGAGACAGUAGCAGCUCUGCUAAGGCAAGGAGAAGGGGUUCUCUUGAAUCCACACCAUGUGUCACUGGCAUUCGGCAUUCUCCUAACAGUCCCUCUGGAUCAUGUGAAGAUAGAGGAGUAUCGCAGUGUCUUCCUGGGAGUCCAUGAAGUGCUCUUCUCUAUUGUGCAGUGUCAUCCAAAGGUGCUGUUGAAAGCAGCACCAUCUUUUCUGAACAGUUUCCAUCGUCUAGUUGUUUCUGUGAUGCACGAAGGACGUCAGAAAGGAGAUGGAGGCAACACAGAUGACUUUGAAGUUAUACUGAAGUGUGCGCACUUGGUGGAACGGAUGUAUACUCAUAUUGCUGCAGAAAUGGAGGACUUUACUGUGUUUUCUGCUUUCAUUGUGGCUCAGUAUGUGACUGAAUUGCAGAAGGUGACUUUGCACCCGGCUGUGAAGAGACAUCUCACAGAAGGGAUAUAUCACAUCCUUGACCUUUGCAUUGAGCGGGACAUCAAGUUCUUAAAUGUGUCGCUACCAGCAGGUGUAAGGGAGGUCUUUAAGGAUCUGUAUAAUGAUUACAACCACUACCACAAAGCGAAAAAACAGGGGGAGGAAAAGUAUACUGCAUGAUGAAUCCUGCCUGAUGCUGCGUAAUCAGUUAUGAAUUGAUCUUGCAGUGCUCAAAAGAUCCUCAGUUGCUGUUUGGUUUGGGGUGACUAAUAAGAUCAAAGAGGGUCCUCUAAACAUGGAUUGCAUCUCUCUCUGUACAGCCAGCCUUCAUAAUGGGGAAAAGGGGAAUGGGGAGGGAGGAUGUGCUGUCAGGUCUGGUCCUGCUGCAUGCCACAAAGGGCAGAAGUGCUGUACCGGUGCUGGCCCCCAGUGAACUCACUGGGAGUCCUGGGGAGCUCGCUGCAGUCUGUCAGGUAUCAGGCUUCAGGCUUUGGCACAUCGUGGUGCUUUUCUCGAGCAGCAAUAGUCUGAUAUAAAAGCCAUUGAGGGUUAUAACUCCUCUGCUCUUGCUUACACGGUAAGCAGAAUUAAAGUGGGGGGUUUUUUUGUACCCUGUUACUGUACAUUUUGCUACUAAAGAAAUUUCUGAAUGUUAUACACCUGCACAGUACGUUACUGUGCAAAACUGAAAAUAAAGUAAAAAAUUUGAAAGUUUGUAUCUCUUUGCUUGAUUGGUUUUGCUCUUGAGUUCAGCCCUGAGCAACCUGGUCUGACCUAUAUUGAAUUUCCUUCCCAACUGUAUUAUCCUGUGAUCUCCUAAUAAUCAGAAAGACUGACUACUUAGAGCUCUGGUCGAUUUACUGUCAUUAAGCAAUUACACUUAGUCAUCUGAACUGUGGUCGCUCUCAGUGUAUAUUUUUAGCUUGUGACAAAUGCUAAGUACCAAGACCUAUCUGAGACCUUUUUGGUCUAAGCUGAGCCUUGUUGCUUUGAAUUCACUCUAGGUUAAGAGCAAGCCCUGGACUUAUUGUAACUCAGCUGACAGUAAUUUAAUAAGCUGUGGUAAAUUAAUCACGUCUGAGUCUGUAAGAAGCUUUAUCAAAUAGCUCCCUUUCAUUAGCUAAAGAAGUUUAUUUCCUUGAAAAUAAUAAAGGCUAAAGAUCUAAACUUUUAUAUAAGUGGUAGUGGUAGUAAGUGGUAGUAGGUCUUCACGCAUGCACGCGGUUAGUAGUAAGAAUUCAGUACUCUCAUGUGAUUAUCUGCUUAAUUCUAUAGAUAGGGGGUGGGCAGAGAAAGCUUGGAAUGAGGCUUUUUACUGGGUCCAUCUGCCUCAUAACAAGGUCCAAAGGGUGAAGUUUGGCUGGAGCAGGAGACUCCACAUGGCACAGAUGAGGGAGGUGAGCAGGGCUCUGGCAGGGCUGCUGGACGUCGACCUCAGGGCAGGCACGGCAGGGCCAUGGCAUGGCAUGGCAGCACUGUCUUGACAUAAAGCCCUUCACACUCCUGCACCAUCCUGCUGGCUGUGGCCCUGGUAGGGCACUUCUGGGACAUGGCUGACCUCUGGGACCCUAGCUGGGCCAUGGUGUCGGGUCCCUGGCAGGGGUGCCCACAGGUGGCUCCUGGGCAGUGCCUGCCCCUGGUCCUGGGGCAGCUACUUCUGCAACUUGUGCUGAUGCUUGCUCACCUCAUCCAUCUUGCCACGUGGAGCCUCCUGUGCUGGCUAAACUUCAUCCUUUGCACUGGAAGUGAUGCUCCUCAUGUCCAGAACAAGAAGCUUGGAGAUAAAAGCUUUGAUAUUGUGCAAGUUCAGAAGUAGCCACAACAGUGGUGUAUUAUUAUCACUGUUCUAGCCACAGAUGCAAAGCACGCCACCAUAUGGGCUGCUACGAAGCAAGUUAACUCCAUCCAAGCUGGACACUCUACACCACUGUGCCGUUUCUGUAUUUUAUUUCAAAGCUGAAAAGCUGAUGCAGGCCAGCGUUGGGAAGGGCAAUUACUGCUGCCCCACCAGGCAGUGGGACAGUGAAGUAGGUCCCAGAAGGGAAACGUCUGUGAGCUGGGUGCAGGCAAAUGGGCACCAAAGGGAGGAGGUCUCCAGGGUGGAGACAGUUAAUAUGCUAGUAAAAUGAAGGAAGGUCAUAAGCACUGGGAGAGUAUCUGGAAAGAACAGUGAAAAAAGGCGAGCUAGGUUUGGAGCGGGGGAGGAAGGAAGUGAGGUAGCAUCGCUGGCGUGUAAAUGUCAAGGCUCCCCUGAUGUAGCCAUAUGGUUGCAAGCCACACACAUAGCUCAAAAGCUUCUCAGUGUAGACCACAGAGUAAAUAAUAUCUUACUCAUUGCAUUAAAGGAGAUAAACUACUUGAGUUUAUAUCCAUUUUAUUUCAUUAAUAUUAACUUUUAAAAUUUUAUACAUUUUGAUGGCUUGGAAAUGAAAGUGUAUAACUGACUUACAUGGACAGGGGUGAUGAAAAUAACAAACUCCUACUAUAAAAAGGACACAGUGCUUGAAUGAAUGAAAACUUUAAACUUAAAGCUUUAUUUCAUAUAUUCUGUGCGACUGCCACUUAUCCCACAGCCCUCCUCCUCCUCCAGGCUAAACUGGAGUUCUGAAGCACAAAGCAGCAUUUCUGUGUAGAAGUUACAAAGGGGUUAAAAAGAAGGCUGUAUUUCAGUUGCUAAUCCUAGAUCUUUGUCCAAGAACUGCUCUGGGUUUUUUUAGCUAGAAUAAAUUAAGUCACUGGCAGAGGACCACCUGCUGAGAAAGCAGGCUUUGUUUUAUUGAGUACAUUCCCAUGUGGGUGCAGUGUUCUCCUUUUGUCACACGAUGGAGCCAUCCUGCAAGGGUAUAAAAGCACCAUCUGUAGUCAGAGUUUUGGAGUCCUUUCUCGUAGGGUGGGUUAGUUUAGGCGCUCUAAGCACCAGGAAGGUAAAGGGUUUGGAAGAAGCACCAUCUCAGGGCUAAAGGACAGCACUGAGACCUUUGUUUCACUUGAGCGUGAACUGCGUGCGAGUGCCCCUAAAAGCACAGUCCUUACAGGCUUCUGCAACAGUUAAUCUCGGCCAGAUUUCCAACUGUUGAUGCAGCGCACCUCUUCCGAGGGCUCCUCUCGCUGCUGCUGCUGCUGCACUAACGAGAAAUACCUCCUAUAGCCAGAGCUCAGUGGCUGGGAUAUCAGGGUCCUGCUGGCUGGCCCGCAGGCUCACCCUGUGACUCGGUGCGGUGUUUGUUAUUCAUGCUCGGGCAGCGCCCAAGUCUGCUGUGCCAAAGCUAGCUCAAAUAUAAAGAGACAGGAUGGGCAAGAAGAACAAUCGUGACUGGCAAAGGUCAUGUUGGUUUUAUUUAUCCCUUGUUUUUGUGUAGCUGCUGUGAAAAUCAACUGAUUUUUCUACUUAUCUGGGGGUGGGGCUUGAUGCUUGAUUUAUCUUGCUAUUGUAGAUAGAAAUACAAAAAGGAUGAUGAUGUAAGAUGGUAGACAUUAUUCUGCCAUAAGAUGGUAGAAGUUAUAUUUUAUGUUCUUACCUGCUGGGAAGAGACAACAUACUGAGUCCUUUGAGGUUGAAAUGGUUCAGUAACUUCCUAUUUAUUUACUUCUUGAUGUGGGUUUGUGGCUGAUGGGCAACAGAAGGUUCCUUCUAAAGCUUUCUUUAUGGGUUAAAACAUAAUAGCAUGAGUAAAGGAAUACUUUGAGAGACUCCCAUAUCAUUAUUACUGAACCAUUAAAUGUCUACAGUGAUAAUAGUUAUACUGGGGCUCUAUAAUCUUUGUUUUACAGACUUGUAAGAACACUUGCCUUGAGGUGCAACAAUUGCUUUUCCGCUUGAAGCAGAUUCUAGCCAUUCAGGUGAAGAAGUGCAUUUGUGCCCUAAACAGUGUUUUCAAGCAUGGAGAAACGAUUUUUUUCAAAAAUUAUUUUCAGCAAUAUGACUGCUUGAUAUUUUUCAAUAAACAUA
Athene cunicularia (burrowing owl) is the source of this 8524-nucleotide messenger RNA. RefSeq names its product URB2 ribosome biogenesis homolog (gene URB2). Gene Ontology annotation, biological process: ribosome biogenesis. Gene Ontology annotation, cellular component: nucleolus. Bases 133 to 4755 code for a protein of 1540 amino acids. The record is from RefSeq and is a predicted model, not a curated record. The transcript is spliced from 9 exons. Lineage: Eukaryota; Metazoa; Chordata; Aves; Strigiformes; Strigidae.